This is a messenger RNA of Laccaria bicolor S238N-H82, 1143 nucleotides long. RefSeq lists its product as uncharacterized. The coding region runs from base 1 to 1143 and encodes 380 amino acids. The record is from RefSeq and is a predicted model, not a curated record. Gene Ontology annotation, molecular function: protein binding. The transcript is spliced from 5 exons. Lineage: Eukaryota; Fungi; Basidiomycota; Agaricomycetes; Agaricales; Hydnangiaceae. Gene Ontology annotation, biological process: cell division.
AUGGGACGCACGAAACCAAAGAAAAAAGCGCACUCAAAAGCUACAGAUCCACCGACCCAACAUGCGACGCCCUCAAACGCGCCUUCAAUAACGUCUUUGAUUGAAAAGGCACAGUCAUUGAUUGUGCAAUGUGACUACGACCUUGCCCUGCGUUUUAUACAUCGCAUCCUGGAGCAAGCACCUAGCAAUGCAGAGGCGAAAGAGAUGCUCGGUGUAGCAUUACUAGAAACGGGGGAGGUUGAAGCUGCGAAAGAGGCGUUCCAAUCAUUAUUGUCCCCCGAUCCCAAGUCGGUGCCUCCCCCUUCGGCGCAUCUGUAUUUAGCGCAGUUGAGCGAUGACGAUCCUCGAUCAGCGUUGCAGCAUUACGGAGCGGCCGUUACUAUUCUUAUGGGACAACUCAAAGGAAAGGAUCGUGCGUUGGAUGAUGCUGGCAGGAACGACGAAGUUGAAAUCAAGAGCAAUAUUGUCAGAGCCCUUGUCGGUCAAGUCGAGAUUUGGAUGGACCCAUCUUACGAUCUUUGCUUUGAACCUGAAGCAGAGAAGACUUGCGAGGAUCUCCUAACGUUUGCUCUGCAGACAGAUCCUAAUAACCCAGAAGCACUUCAAGCACUUGCAUCGGUACGAAUGUCACAACAGCGGCCUGAUGAUGCCAAGCAAUGUCUUGAACAAGCAUGGACGGCGUGGAAGGACCUUGAAGCAGACGAUCCAAAGCUGCCACCGAUACCAAACCGCCUGGCUCUCGUUCGACUCUUCCUCGAGUUGGCGCUAUAUACCCCUGCAUUGCUCGUUCUUCAUGGAAUCAUGUCCUCUGACGACCAAGACGUUGAGGCAUGGUACCUUGAAGGUUGGUGUUUCUUCCUCAUGUCAGAACAAGCACAAGAGAGUGGAGGAACGUUGGACGAACUGACAUGGCAAGAGCUUGCGAAAGACUCACGAGACUGUCUGGAAACCUGUCAAGUGCUGCACCGAAACCAAGAGCAUCCCGACCAACCAUUGCUGGAGCAUGUCAAAGAACUAAUAACGAAGUUGGACGCUCUAGGUAUUGCUUCCUCGCCAUUGGAAGACGGAAAUGAUGAGGAAGGAGGCGAAUGGGAGAGUAUAGAUGGAAGUGAGGAUGAGGAUGGUGAUGUAGAGAUGGAAUAG